UUCAUCCCAGCUGUGCAUCAAGCGCAUAUAAACACGAAAAAUAGGUUCUGGGCUCCUUUUGAUCCUUGAUAUCCCACAAAAUUUUACUGAGUUUCACAAAAUUCUCCGAAAAGAGCCAUCCCCGACCGACGAACAAAUCUGCUUCAAUGUCCGAGAAUGCGGAAACCACACAACAGAAGAUGGAUCGUCGCAAAAAGCGUACAUCCACAAAUCAAUAUAUGAUGUACAUUGAAAUGAUGGAAAAGGACCCUAUCUUCGCUACAGGUCGAGUGCCGCGGGAUUAUGACACACAUUAUUUGGCCCGGAAAUGGAAAGAGCUCUCAGAUAAGCUCAAUGGGUGCAGCAAUGGGCCGACAUUAACUUCUGAAGAAUGGCGCAAGCGUUUAAAUGAUUGGAAAAAUACAACACGCUGCAAGUACAGGCGCAGUGUGUCGGGUGAAAAAGACAUAACUAUGACAUCUCUGGAGAUGCGUGCCCUAGAACUAUUUGGGAAGGUUCCUCCACAAAAUACACCCGAACAGAUUUCUAUACACUUUAAAUCGGAAAAGGAGGAGGACAUUGAGGAUAUGGAACACAUGCCGACCACGGAAACAUUCCAAAAACAGCUACAAGCUGCCGUUGAAGAAGCUAUAGGGGAUGAAGAGGGCGAUCAUAUUGUAGAGAAUGAACAGGACGACCAUGAGGAGAUAGUGCCAGAAAAUCCCCACCCUGUUUCGGUGACACAUUCGGGAAGCGGCAGCUUAGGACAGAACAACGGACACUCCGGCGGUGGAAAUGCAGCUAGUGGUCCCACAUAUCGCACCAUUGUUGUUGAAGAUUCGGCAUACCAUGACGAUGACAAUAGCCCAGAUGAACAGUUAGAGUUCAUAACACAUCGUCGCACAGCUUGUUCCAGUUCUGGAGUUCAGACAGUGGUGACAGCACCAUCGGGGACUGUGACCAAAUUGAUUAACGGCGAUAUACCAUUGAAAAGAUUACGAUCGCAAAUUUCCGAUCAAAUCAUAUACGAAGUUAAAAAAGCUCCGCAUUCUUCACGUCCUACCACGUUUACCGUCUCACAUCCAAACAUCCAGCAUCAUCAUCAGACGCAAACUCAAAGCCAUCAUCAUCAUCACCAUCAGCAGCAGCAGCAGCAUCAUAGUAUAGUUCAAGAAGUGCCGGCGACUUCUUCCACAGCGGCAGCUCUGGGCGGUCAGUUGUUUGCAUCGCAGGAUGUUCGUGAGGUGGCAAGGCAACUAAAGCGUUUGGCCGACAUUAAAACGGAAAAGCUCAAAUUUGAAAUUGCCCGAUAUAAAUUCAACAAUCCAGGCUUCAAUUACAACUUCAAUCCCUUAUAGUAGGAUGAGGAUUUUAAUGGUGAUGUUGUAGCGGAUGUCGUUUCAAAUGAAGCUUAUUAUUCCUAGAUACCAUAUUGUAAAGAUUUCAAACUUUUCUACUACUAAUCCCAUUGUAGUUUGACUUCAUUUGAGUUGUUGGUCCUAUCCAAAUCCUCUUCAUUUCCCCAUACUUUUUGUAUUAUUUUUAUAUUAGCAAUUUAAUGUAUGUAUUUACUUGUAAGUUUAGUCCCAAAUCUCCUUUUGUUUUUAGUUGUAGAUUAAUGAAUGAAGCCAUUGUUUAAUAAUCCCACCUGCCCGCCCGCUCCCACAAUUACGUUCCUCAAACGUAUUGUUAUUUAAGUUUAUUUAUAGUCAAGUUUCUCUGUCAUACACACACUCUCUUGCCUGAAAUGCAAAAACUCCAACAACCCUAGAGAAAACUUUGGAGGCAAAUGAAAUGAUCGCAUACGUCAAGUAUUUAUUGUUUUCAAAUUGAAAAAGUUUGGAAUUUCACGAGAUAUUAUUUUCUAAUGAUGCCAUGUAUAAAUCAUGCUACACAUACACUGUCUUCUAGCGAACCAUAUUCUGUUAUUCAAGCAAACAAAAAGCUAUCUUAGUUAAGUAGAAUAUCUUAAUAGCCAACUUGUGCAUCCUUAUUGAAAAAUCAACCCUCCCCGGUUUGGAGGGGAGUUUCGAUCUAAACUUUCUUUUGACAAAGACAAUUUUGUGACAUAUUUUGGAUAAAAUUGACUUCCUCAAUUUUCCCCCUUUCACAAAAUCCAAAAUAAAACUUGGUUUUAUUCAUUUGCAUUUCAGGUGACGGCGUGUAUUAUUUGCUUUUUCCAAUAGUUACGUUCUCAUACGUAUAUGUAUAAUGAUUUCUUCAGUUCAUGCAUUCAUUUUAUGUCUGUGUGGACAAGUUAUUAUAUUAAAGCAUAAAUAUAACUUUUAGUCAUAUAGUUUUAGUC
Molecule: messenger RNA, 2284 nt
Organism: Stomoxys calcitrans (stable fly)
Lineage: Eukaryota; Metazoa; Arthropoda; Insecta; Diptera; Muscidae
Product: protein disconnected
Exons: 3
Coding region: 147-1337 (396 amino acids)
Source: RefSeq, a predicted model, not a curated record